AGAGGAACAAAAUAAAAAGAAAUCUUUCAAAUUACACGUUAAACGCCAGAGCUUCAUAAUAAUAGUCCACCACAGCAGGCCGGCGAGCGAUCAGUUUCAGCUGAGUUAUCGGCGCGACAAGACGUUAAUUUCGGUGAAUUUGUUGACGGGAGCAGACGAGUAUUGAAAGGGCACAUGCUUGUACUGGCGCAUGGAAAUUUAAUACUACAAUAACAAUAAAAACAACAACAAUUAAGAAUUAAUAGUUAAUAUACUAUUGUAUGAUAGUUGAAAAGUAUAAUUUAGAAAAUUAUUUGUGUCAAUAAAUUAUAAAGUGUUGAUCGUGUUUAAUUCACGUAACGAGCAGGUGAUCACGGGAAACAAAAUUUGAAUAAUCAAAAGAGAAAAAGAUUUAAAGCAUUUGUGAUGAGUGCGCUAAUCUUCUGCGUUGGCACCGUACUGGGCUAUGUGCUCUACUUGCUAAUGAAAUCCGUCAAACGUCCAGCAAAUUUUCCACCAGGACCCGAUUUUAUGCCAUGGGUGGGCAACACAAUACAAUUGCGCAAGGAGGCACGCGCCAGCGGUGGUCAACAUUUGGUAUUUGAAAAGUGGUCGAAGGAGUACAACAGCAACAUCUUGGGUCUCAAAUUGGGCAAUGAGUAUGUGGUCGUCGCGCUGUCCUAUCCACUCGUACACGAAGUGCACUUAAGUGAAGUGUACGAUGCAAGGCCGGAUAAUUUCUUCCUACGCCUGCGCACAAUGGGCACACGCAAGGGCAUCACGUGUACGGAUGGCCAACUAUGGCAGGAACAUCGUAGUUUUGCUAUGCGUCAGAUGCGACACGUCGGCUACGGGCGUACUGAAAUGGAACAGUACAUUGAGAAGGAGGCGGGCAGUUUGCUUAGCUAUAUUGAUGAACUGAAGGAGGAACCCGUCUGGCCGGGCUCAUUUCUGGCGCCCAGCGUACUCAAUGUACUAUGGACACUGACAGCCGGCAGGGGCAUUGGACGUGGCGAUAAACGUUUGCAAAAAUUGCUGGAAUUACUAAAUCGGCGCUCCAAAGUUUUCGACAUCUGUGGUGGCGUCUUGUCGCAAAUGCCUUGGUUGCGUUAUUUCGCGCCCAAUUGGACUGGUUACAAUUUGAUUUGUCAAAUGAAUCAGGAGAUGCACGCGUUCUUUUUGGAGGCGAUUAAUGAGCAUCGUGCGAGUAUUACAAAAGAGAAUGCGGAGAGUGAUCUCAUCUAUGCGUAUAUACGUGAGAUGAAUGAGCGCAGUGACGAAGCGGAGAAUAGCACUUUUAGUGAAACCCAAUUGACAAUGACCAUACUGGAUUUCUUCAUUGCGGGCUCCCAAACCACCAGCAAUACCACCGACUUGGCUUUAAUGAUGUUGGCGUUAAAUCGUGAGGUGCAGCAGCGGGUCUAUGACGAAAUCAAUGAUAAUUUGGUGAAAAGUAAAAUUCCGCUCAACCUUUGUAAUCGAGAAUACUUCCCCUACACGAACGCUUUCAUUAUGGAAGUGCAACGUUACUUCCACAUCACACCUGUCACCGGUCCGAGACGUGCGCUGCGCAACACUACACUCGGCGGUUAUAAUAUACCGAAAAAUACAACGGUAUUGAUUGGUUUGCGUACGGUGCAUAUGGACAAAGCUCAUUGGGGCGAUCCGGAGUGUUUCCGGCCGGAGCGUUUUAUUGACGCCGAUGGCAAGAUCUUUCGCGAUGAAUACUUCAUGCCAUUCGGUCAGGGACGUCGUCGCUGUUUGGGUGACGCUUUAGCGCGUGCCUGUCUAUUCUCGUUCCUCUCAAAGAUCGUGCAUCGUUUUCGCAUUGAGUUGUGCGAGGAGGACUUGCCGUCCGUGGUACUGCAGCCGGGCAUUACUCUGACACCGAAACCGUAUAAAGUACGGUUUGUACAACGGAGUUGAGCGUGCGCUGCAAUGGCUGAACACUCGGCUGGCGUAUCGAGCUCGAAUUGGGGGAGUAUAGAAUAUUUUUGUUAGACAAAAGUAUCACAAAACUGACUAUUGUUUUGUUGAUUGACAAAAUAUGUUUUUUAUAAGAAUUCAUGUUAAUAAAUAAACACUUAA
Ceratitis capitata (Mediterranean fruit fly) is the source of this 2067-nucleotide messenger RNA. RefSeq names its product probable cytochrome P450 305a1 (gene Cyp305a1). Gene Ontology annotation, biological process: xenobiotic metabolic process. The coding region runs from base 406 to 1905 and encodes 499 amino acids. The record is from RefSeq and is a predicted model, not a curated record. Gene Ontology annotation, molecular function: heme binding; oxidoreductase activity, acting on paired donors, with incorporation or reduction of molecular oxygen, reduced flavin or flavoprotein as one donor, and incorporation of one atom of oxygen; iron ion binding. Gene Ontology annotation, cellular component: cytoplasm; intracellular membrane-bounded organelle. Lineage: Eukaryota; Metazoa; Arthropoda; Insecta; Diptera; Tephritidae. The transcript has 2 exons.